AGGAUGCCAUCACCACUAAACCACCAUCUGUCAUGUUUCGUCCUAUCCGUCAUUCUUCUGGGUUCCCACGUGUCUACAAGCAAGAUUCCAAUAGCUCCGCAGUCAGUUUGCGAAGGCCUCAUCGAGCCAAGUGUCCUAUCAAUCGAUAAACCAUUGGAAAACAUAAAAGCAAAUCGGGGUGAUAGUCUGGUGCUCCGUUGUGCAUUUUAUGCUUCUCCGCAGCCGACAAUCGUAUGGUAUCAUCGUGGAAAACGUGUGGACAGCCAUCCGGCUGCUCAUUUUGAGACCCUUCUCUCCGCCACUAACCUUGGACAGUCUGUUGUAGAAUCUGCGCUUCGAAUCGACUGCCUCGACGAGCGUACGGCGGGCGAGUAUUUCUGCGAAGCCACGUCACCAUGCACUCAACCAGUCGUCACUUCGUCAACAGUCACUAUUAAUAAAGCGCCAAAAUCGAUAACGGGAACAUGCAAAUCGAUUCGGCAACCACUCGAAUCGCCGCCCAUCGUCUCCGAUUUCACACUUUCACGAAUCGAGUUACCGGGCGGUGUUGCUCAAUUGGCGUGCCGUGUUCGCGGAGUUCCAACGCCAAAAACGAAAUGGUUCAAGAUUGAGGAGGACGAGUCGUUGAGCACAAUUGAUGGACAACCCAAUUAUAUGCACCUUUCAAACGGUGAUCUACUAAUAGUUGGUGACGAGGAAACAAUCUCGGAAUCGUUCCGAUGCGUCGCUUCAAAUCCACUUGGAUCCGUGCAUCAGGACGCUUCAGUCAUCUACAUGAUGGCCUGAAAACAGCUUCAAAUAAUAAAUUAUUGUCUGCAAAAAUGGUCAUUUUUCUCCGUUUUUUAAAAGCAUAUUCCCCUUCCCAUUUAUUCAUUUAUCUUUUCCAAUUUUAGCUUCGUCUGGACUUUUUGAUAUACAAAAACAUAUGCGUUCGAAAUAAACAAUGUGUUCUGUUUUUGUUUAAAGUAGAUAAAAACUGAAUUUUUCCAAGAA
Caenorhabditis elegans is the source of this 993-nucleotide messenger RNA. It is a transcript of the gene zig-5, whose product is annotated as Zwei Ig domain protein zig-5. The record is from RefSeq and is marked reviewed. Bases 4 to 786 code for a protein of 260 amino acids. The transcript has 5 exons. NCBI's taxonomy places the organism in Eukaryota, Metazoa, Nematoda, Chromadorea, Rhabditida, Rhabditidae. Gene Ontology annotation, cellular component: extracellular region.